UCAAAGAAAGCUUUGUAAGUAAUCAUCUAAAACAAGCCAGAAUGUGUCAAAUACCGUUACUUCUGGUGUCACAAAUGUUAAGUCAACUGUACAGAAAUUUAUUCAAAAGCUCCCCAAAUCACUCCGAAAAAUUCGGGGCUGACCAAAUUGACCUUAAAAUAUCCGAAAUGGAGCAGAAAAUCUCACGUCUUGAAGAACAGAAUGAAGAGUUGAGAAAACAACUCGAGUAUAAUCGCAACAAGGAAGCAGCUUUGCAAAAAGUGCUUUGCAAUUACGACAACCUCCUUAAAAAAAUCAUAACGGAACGAAACUGCAAACCCCAAGACGACUCCACAUUUCAUUUGGCCAACCUUGAGGCCGCUUUCUACGAUUUGCUGCGUAAAUACGAGAAAGCAAAAGUUGUAGUGCACGAUUUUCAACAGAAUGAGACCGCGUUAAAAAAGCAAGUGAUAGAGUACGAAGACAUUCUCGAAAACUUGCGCGCAAAAUUUGUGGCUUACAAGUCACUCUCUGGCAAGAAAAUCGAGAAGACGGGUCAAUUGUCGUUGAAGAAGACGAAAAGUUGUGACAACAGCAAGACGAAAAAGCGCCUAAUGACUACGAUUUAACUUCACCUGGUUUAGAAAUUCAACGACGAUGUUUGUCCCCCAUUUGUCUGGUUUCAGUAAAUGUAGAUUUUUGAAAUAAAGGACCAAAUUGCCCUUC
Molecule: messenger RNA, 705 nt
Organism: Tribolium castaneum (red flour beetle)
Lineage: Eukaryota; Metazoa; Arthropoda; Insecta; Coleoptera; Tenebrionidae
Product: transforming acidic coiled-coil-containing protein 1
Exons: 2
Coding region: 42-608 (188 amino acids)
Source: RefSeq, a predicted model, not a curated record